This is a messenger RNA of Trifolium pratense (red clover), 1002 nucleotides long. RefSeq lists its product as uncharacterized. The transcript has a single exon. Bases 1 to 1002 code for a protein of 333 amino acids. NCBI's taxonomy places the organism in Eukaryota, Viridiplantae, Streptophyta, Magnoliopsida, Fabales, Fabaceae. The record is from RefSeq and is a predicted model, not a curated record. Gene Ontology annotation, molecular function: protein dimerization activity; DNA binding.
AUGGGUCGUGGGAGUGGAAAAGUAACCUUGAAACACAUUCAAGAUGAGAAAGUUCGUAAUUUAGCUUUCAAUCAGAGAAGUAAAGGAUUAACAAAAAAAGUAUCUGAGUUUUCUAACAACUUUGAAGUUGAAGCUUUCUUAAUUGUGUACGAUGGUGAUGGUGACGGUAAACCCAUGACUUGGCCACAAGACCCCAGAACACUACGAUCCAUGCUUACAAAAUAUGAGCAACAAAAGAAUGAGACAACUCCAACGAAAUUUGAAGCGAAGGACUAUUUUGCGAAUAAGAAGAACGCGGUUGAAGCUGAGAUAUUGAGAGUGCGCAAAAAGAUCACAAAGAACAAAUAUCCAACUUGGGGUAGAUGUUUUAACAAUUUGGAAGGGGAGCAACUCAAAGGUUUCAUCAACUUUGUAGAUGUCAAGAUUCAGUGUUGUAAUGAAAGAAUUAACAUGUUGAAAAAUAUGGAACAGAGUGAUCAAACUAGUUUCAGGGAAAACACUGCUCAUAUGCCAGAUAAUGUUACCUCUCCACAAGCAAGCCAACCUGAUGAUACUCUGAAACAGCUUGUUAGUAUUAAUGACAUGAUGGAUUUCACGGAUGUUAUAGAGUGGGAUGAUCCGAUGCCUCAAAAUAAUGUUUUCUCCUCACAUUCAAGUGAACUUAAUGUCAUGCAUAGCAUUCCUCAAAUGCAACCUAUCUCUGCUCCUUUGAAGUCAGUUGAUAAUAUAAGUUUGCCUUCAACUUCAUCAACAAAUCAACUUGGUGAAUUUGUGAAGUUAGAUGAUCUAAUGGAUAAAUCUGAUCAGGACUGGGCUAGUCAACUUGUGGAUUUGGAUGACUGGGCUGCUAAUAAGCUAGAUGAUGAUGAUGUUGGUGAUGGUAUUGUGAAUUGGUUAAGGCAACCUGAUGUGUUCGAAUGGCAAGAUAAUUCCUUUUCAUCUGAAAUUGAACAACAAUGUGCAGCUUUGGAUGUCUUUUCCCAAUCAAUAUAUGGAUUUUAA